AUGCUGCUAAUUUGGACAAUCUCGCUGCUGUUGGGCACAGUUGCAGGAAAAGAAGUUUGCUUUCCAAGACUUGGAUGCUUUACAGAUGAUAAACCAUGGUCUGGCAUUAUAGAAAGACCCCUUAAAUUGCUUCCCUGGUCUCCAGAAGAUAUCAAUGCCCGAUUUCUUCUAUAUACCAAUGAAAACCAAGACAGCUAUCAAGAAAUUGUCCCGGAAGAUUUGGAAACUAUCAAAAGUUCUAAUUUCAACAAGGAUAGAAAAACUCGAUUUAUUAUUCAUGGAUUUGUAGAUAAAGGUGAAGAAGACUGGUUGUCACAUAUGUGCAAGAAUUUAUUUCAAGUGGAAGAGGUAAACUGCAUUUGUAUCGACUGGAAAAAGGGGGCACGAACUGAAUAUACUCAAGCCUCACAAAAUGUCCGAGUGGUGGGGGCUGAAAUAGCUUAUUUUGUGGAUGUCCUUAAGACUGAGUAUGGAUAUUCUCUUGAUGAUGUCCACAUCAUUGGCCACAGUCUGGGAUCCCACAUUGCUGGCGAGGCUGGGAGAAGGUUAAAUGGUCUCAUUGGACGAAUCACUGGGCUGGAUCCUGCUGAGCCUUGCUUUGAAGGGACCCCAGAAGAAGUCCGAUUGGAUGCCAGUGAUGCUAAGUUUGUUGAUGUCAUUCACACAGAUGCUAGUCCUGUCAUCCCUAACAUGGGUUUUGGAACAAGUCAAAUUGUGGGACACCUUGAUUUCUUCCCCAAUGGAGGAGAACACAUGCCUGGAUGUCAGAAGAAUGCCCUUUCACAGAUUGUAGACAUAAAUGGAAUCUGGGAAGGAACUCGUGAUUUUGUGGCAUGUAAUCACUUGAGAAGUUACAAGUAUUAUGCAGAUAGCAUCCUUAACCCAAAUGGAUUUUCUGGAUACCCUUGUGCUUCCUACAAAGCUUUUGAGGCAAAUAAGUGCUUCCCUUGUCCAUCUGGAGGAUGUCCACAGAUGGGCCAUUAUGCUGACAAAUUUGCUGGUAAAACAAAGACACAGGGACAGAUCUUUUAUCUCAAUACUGGAGAUGCCAGUAAUUUUGCACGUUGGAGAUAUAAGAUAGCUGUCACAUUGUCUGGAGCCAAGGUUACUGGAACAAUAGCAGUUUCUUUGUUUGGAGAUGAUGGAAACAGCAGGCAAUAUGAUAUUUUCAAGGGAACCCUAAGACCAGGUUACACACAUUCUAAUGAGAUUGAUUCAGAUGUCUAUGUUGGAACACUUCAAAAAGUUAAAUUUCUUUGGGGCAACAAAGUGAUCAAUCCAACUCUGCCCAGAGUAGGAGCAUCAAUGAUCACUGUAGAAACUUCAGAUGGACAGACGUUCAACUUCUGUAGCAAAGAAACUGUAAGAGAAGAUAUUCUGCUAACUCUCAAUGCUUGUUAAAAUCAUGUUACAGUGAAAUCUUUAUUUAUCAGAGUAAUAAAAGGCAAAUGUAAA
Messenger RNA from Antechinus flavipes (yellow-footed antechinus), 1455 nucleotides. RefSeq names its product pancreatic triacylglycerol lipase-like. Lineage: Eukaryota; Metazoa; Chordata; Mammalia; Dasyuromorphia; Dasyuridae. Gene Ontology annotation, molecular function: protein binding; triacylglycerol lipase activity. The record is from RefSeq and is a predicted model, not a curated record. The coding region runs from base 1 to 1401 and encodes 466 amino acids. The transcript is spliced from 12 exons. Gene Ontology annotation, biological process: lipid metabolic process.